Spea bombifrons (plains spadefoot toad) is the source of this 2631-nucleotide messenger RNA. Its product is annotated as extracellular calcium-sensing receptor-like. Gene Ontology annotation, cellular component: membrane. The transcript is spliced from 7 exons. The coding region runs from base 1 to 2631 and encodes 876 amino acids. Lineage: Eukaryota; Metazoa; Chordata; Amphibia; Anura; Pelobatidae. The record is from RefSeq and is a predicted model, not a curated record. Gene Ontology annotation, biological process: G protein-coupled receptor signaling pathway. Gene Ontology annotation, molecular function: G protein-coupled receptor activity.
AUGCUGUAUAAAUGGCCGGUUCUCAUUCUCAACUCCGAAAUCAUUAUUUCUCAGCAGCAGAAGCCUUGUCACUGCACACGAGACAGCAUGAGGUACGCAUUUUACUCCAAAGACCAGCUGUGCAGGCUGCCCAUCUCAGAGCUGGAAGGGAUGUCUCGACCCGGGGAUAUAAUGAUAGGAGUCCUACUGCUGCUCCACCUGGAUAAUGUAUAUCGACCGGUACCCUUCACCGAGAGGCCACCAAGGCUCGAGUGUGCACUGUUCCACCAGGACAGCUACCAGCAGCUCCAGGCUUUUAUUUUCGCAGUGGAGGAAAUUAACAGAAAUCCUGAAAUUCUCCCCAACAUCACGCUUGGGUUCCAAGCGUAUGAUUCUUGUGUCAUGCUACAACAAAGUGUGGAGGGGGCUUUCCAAGUGUUGACCGGGACCGGCAGAGGUAUUCCGAAUUAUCGUUGUCUUGGCGAUGUUCCUCUGAGUUCUCUUAUAGGUCACGCUGCCUCCACGCACUCAAUUCUCUUGGCACAUAUUCUGGGUCUCUACAAGUACCCACAGAUAAGUCACUUCUCAACUAGCCCUCUUUUGAGCAACAGGAAAAAAUUCCCCUCUUUCUUCAGGACAGUCCCCAGUGACACCUUCCAGUCUCAAGGAAUAGCCCAGCUGGUUCUAUAUUUUGGAUGGACAUGGGUAGGGUUAUUGGGUGUUGACAAUGAUUACGGUCAACAGGGAAUCCAGCUGGUCAAACAGGAGAUAGUCAAGGCUGGAGCAUGCGUGGCCUUCACUGAGAACAUUGUUAAGCAAAAACCAGACCGCAAUGCCCCGCAUAUUGUCAAGGUGAUGAGGGACUCAGCAGCCAUGGUUGUGGUUGUCUUCUCCAGUGAUGUGGAUUUAGUUCCCAUUCUAGAUGAGAUGUUGAUAAGGAACAUUCCAAGGAAGAUAUUUGUUGCCAGUGAAGCUUGGUCCACAUCUAACGUAUUUCACAUGGGAAAAUAUUCAAGACUUCUUUAUGGCACAAUCGGUUUGGCCCUUCCAGGUGGAGCAAUACCAGAGCUUAAGGAGUUCCUCAACAAGGUCCAUCCUUCCAUGUCUGUUGGUGGGAACUGGGCGAGACUACUCUGGGAGAAAUCUUUCAGCUGUAAAAUUCCAGACGGAAAAAACCUUACAGGUUCUCUAAAAAAUCCAGUGAAGUGGUGCACUGGAGAUGAGAGUCUAGAAAAUAUCCAGAACAACUACAAUGACGUCUCCCGCUUACGAGUUACCUACAAUAUGUAUACUGCCGUUCAUGUUGUGGCCAAAUCUUUGGAAGAUCUAAGAAGUUGCGAUAAGGAAGAAUUUCCAUUUUUUCACAGGAAAUGUGCAGAUAUUAGGAAUUUCAGGCCAUGGCAGCUACUGCACUAUAUGAAGAAGGUGAGGGUCACCCUGAGCAGCGGAAGGGAGCUUUACUUUGAUGAGAACGGGGACCCACCUGCCAACUACGACAUCGUGAAUUGGCAGCCCGGCCCUAAUAGCACCGUGAGACAUGUCAAAGUGGGCAGUUAUGAUACGACAGCUUCUCUUGGUCAAGUCUUCACCAUCAACACGAGUGCCAUAUUGUGGGCUGCUGGAGACAAACAGGUCCCCAUCUCGGUCUGCAGUCAGAGCUGUCUACCUGGUUUCCGUAAGGCAACUAAAAGAGGAGAACCUGUCUGCUGUUUCCAGUGUGUCCCAUGUCCCCAAGGAGAGAUCUCCAACCGCACAGACUCUGUUGGAUGUUCCAAAUGCCCAUGGGAUCACUGGCCAAAUGCCCAGAAAUCAUUAUGCCUCCCAAAAACGUUGGAGUAUCUUUCCUAUGAAGACACGCUAGGAUCCACAUUGGCGGCUGUCAGCAUUAGUUCUUCACUAGUUCCUGAUUUUAUUUUAAGACUUUUUGUCCAGCAUAAAGUAAGCCCCAUAGUUAAAGCUAACAAUUACUCUGUAAGCUGCAUCCUUCUUAUUUCACUUUCACUUUGUUUUUUGUGUUCUUUGGCUUUCAUUGGUUACCCCCAACCACACACGUGUCUUCUGCGCCAGACCGCAUUUGGGAUGGUUUUUGCCCUCUGCAUCUCUUGUGUCCUGGCUAAGACUGUAAUGGUGGUCUGUGCCUUCAUGGCCACCAAACCAGGAAGCAGUCUGAGGAAAUGGACCAACCCUCGUGUAUCCUACAUGAUAAUAUUAACCUGCUCGUUUCUACAGCUUCUUUUGAGCAUCCUUUGGCUUUCACUCGCCCCUCCGUUCCCAGAACAAGACCUUCAAACCCAACCUAAAAUUAUCCUUGUCAUGUGCAACGAGGGACAUCCCGCUGCCUUCUGGUGCAUGUUGGGAUAUCUUGGUCUCUUGGCCUCCAUCAGUUUCAUUUUUGCUUUCUUGGCCAGGAGGCUCCCUGACAGCUUCAAUGAGGCCAAGUUCAUCACUUUCAGCAUGUUGGCCUUCCUCAGUGUCUGGGUGUCCUACAUCCCGGCUUCUCUCAGCGCCCAAGGCCGAUAUACUGUGGCCAUGGAGAUCUUCGCCAUUGUGUCCUCCAGCUGGGCCCUGGUCAUCUGUAUGUUUGCCCCUAAAUGCUUCAUCAUAUUGUUCCGCCCAAAUAUGAAUUCCAGAGAACAUCUAAGACAGAAAUGA